AUGGCGGCCUUCGACGAGAACGGCACCACUGACCCGCCUCUGGCAGACAGCUAUCGCAAGCUGCUCCGCAGAGACGAGCUCGGCGGCGCGCUAGCGCGGGAGAGCCUGGCCGUGCUGGAGCGCGACCUGCCAAUGAUCGACUUGAAGCGCCUGACGAGCGGCGACGCGAGGGAGAGGGACGUGUGUGCAGACGCCAUGGCGAGCGCGGCGUCGGAGUGGGGCUUCUUCCAGGUGAUCAACCACGGCGUGGGGCGGGAGCUCCUGGAAGAGAUGAGGCGGGAGCAGGCGAUGCUAUUUCACCAGCCGUUCGAUACCAAGGAGAAGGCCGGACUCCUCAACGGCUCGUACCGGUGGGGCAACGCGACCGCGACGUCGCUCCGGCAGCUCUCGUGGUCGGAAGCCUUCCACGUUCCGCUCGCGAGCAUCUCAGAGGAAGACGCAAAGCUCAGCUCCUUGAGGGGAAUGAUGCAGGAGGUGGCGGACGCCAUGUCGCGUGUGGCGGAGACGGUGGCCGGGACGCUGGCGAAGAACCUCGGGCAGGCCGGGUCGACAUUCCCCGCUGCCGCAGGGUGCGACGGGACGACGUGCUUCCUGCGGCUGAACAGGUACCCGGCGUGCCCGUUCGCGCCGGACACGUUCGGCAUGAUGCCGCACACGGACAGCGACUUCCUCACCGUCCUCUGCCAGGACCAGGUUGGAGGCCUAGAGAUCAUGAAGGACUCCCACUGGGUCGCGGUCAAACCCCACGCCGACGCGCUCCUUGUCAACGUCGGCGAUUUGUUCCAGGCAUGGAGCAACAACAUAUACAAGAGCGUGGAGCACAAGGUGUUGGCUAACUCCAAGGCGGAGCGCUUCUCCAUCGCCUACUUCAUGUGUCCAUCGCAUGACUCGCUCAUCGGCACAUGCGGCGGGCCAUCGCCGUACAGGCCGUUUACCUUCGAAGAGUACAGGAGGAAGGUGCAGGAUGACGUCAGGCGAACGGGGAAAAAGAUUGGACUCCCCAACUUUCUCAAACGUUCUACGAUAAGUUGA
Molecule: messenger RNA, 1032 nt
Organism: Triticum aestivum (bread wheat)
Lineage: Eukaryota; Viridiplantae; Streptophyta; Magnoliopsida; Poales; Poaceae
Product: gibberellin 2-beta-dioxygenase 6
Exons: 3
Coding region: 1-1032 (343 amino acids)
Source: RefSeq, a predicted model, not a curated record